Molecule: messenger RNA, 489 nt
Organism: Dufourea novaeangliae
Lineage: Eukaryota; Metazoa; Arthropoda; Insecta; Hymenoptera; Halictidae
Product: transmembrane protein 138
Exons: 4
Coding region: 1-489 (162 amino acids)
Cellular component (GO): cilium
Source: RefSeq, a predicted model, not a curated record
AUGAGUACGUUAAAUACAAAGAAGUACUUGGUGACUGCAAUUGUGCAGUACUCCAUAUUAUUCUUCGACAUUUUCGUCAACUCGUUUGCUAGCUUUUCUCGACAACGUCCAGUUAAUUUAUUAAUUCUUUAUGUAAUCCAAGAUUUUUGUCUUGUUAUAACUCUGACGAUUCUACUAGUCAAUUUCUUUUCCACCUACAUCUUCCAGGUAGGUUUAAUACAGUUGCUGUACAUGAAAUUUCGUAUAACAUUAAUAUUAUGUAUCACGUACAUGAUAUUAAGUAUUAGUCUUCACACGUGGGAUAUUAAAAUGCAUUGGUCGUCACCUCUUGCGUAUCACUGGACGAUAAAUUUUCAUAUUCUUUAUUCAGUGCACAGAGGAGUUGCAGUUUUAUAUUACUAUUACUAUAAGAGAGCAUCUCUCCGAAUUGCAGAUCCAAGGUUUUAUGAAACUUCUGUAUGGGCACAAAACCAAUUUAGUCUUCCGUAA